This is a messenger RNA of Zingiber officinale, 1896 nucleotides long. Its product is annotated as probable serine/threonine-protein kinase PBL7. The record is from RefSeq and is a predicted model, not a curated record. The transcript has 5 exons. Gene Ontology annotation, molecular function: protein kinase activity; ATP binding. NCBI's taxonomy places the organism in Eukaryota, Viridiplantae, Streptophyta, Magnoliopsida, Zingiberales, Zingiberaceae. Gene Ontology annotation, biological process: protein phosphorylation. The coding region runs from base 463 to 1629 and encodes 388 amino acids.
UGCGCCGUGUCGCCUCUCUCACUUCGCCUCCAGUGCGGCUGCUUCUCCUCUGCGACGGAGAGGAAGAAGACAACAAGAAGAGCAGAUAAGUCUUUGCUGUCGUUGUUCGAGCGUCUCCGCCGCGUUCCCUCCUCUCCUCCAUUCUCGGGAUCGCCUCCUCCCUUGUCGUUUUCCCCUCCCAAACCCUUGUCGUUGUUGCCACAGGUCGAAUUUCGCACCAAUCUCUGAUUUCGUUUCUGAAUGUUCAUCCGUCUGGAUUUGGAGCCUUCCCUUGUAAAGCAAAAAGUGAUCUUUUGUUUGAUACUGCGGCAAAGAAAGGGUUUCGGGGAGGGGGAAGGGGAAAUUGCAGCAGUUCCCUCCUGUUUCCCUUGGAUUUGAUGGCAAUGUAAGUUUUCUGGUGGAAUCAUAUCUGCCUUGAGGGAUCUUGUUAUCGAAUCUAGGGAUUGUGAAAUUUGGGAGUAGAUGAGUUGCUUCCCUUGUUUAUGUCGUCGCAAGAGGGAGUCGAGCAGCUCCAGGAUAGAUAACAGCGACGGCGUCCAAUCCAGCUCGGGACUCCAUGGCGAAUCCUCAGAGAGUAGGAACCGGUUGCAGCCAUCAAUGGGCGAGGAGAAGAGCAACUCUGCUCGGAGCUUCACUUUCCGAGAGCUCGCCGUCGCCACUCAGAAUUUCAAAGAAGCCAAUUUGCUCGGCGAAGGGGGAUUCGGAAAAGUCUACAAGGGGCGGCUCCAUUCCAACCAGGUGGUAGCCAUUAAGCAGCUAAACCGAGAUGGACUUCAGGGGAACAAAGAGUUCCUGGUGGAGGUUCUCAUGCUCAUAGUUCUUCGCCAUCCCAACCUUGUGAGCUUGAUUGGCUACUGCGCCGACGGCGAUGAAAGGCUCUUGAUUUAUGAGUACAUGCCAAAAGGCAGCUUGGAAGAUCAUUUGUUUGAUCCUCCCGGCAAGCCACCUCUCGAUUGGAACACACGGAUAAAGAUUGCUGUAGGAGUUGCCAAAGGAUUGACAUAUUUACAUGAUGUUGUAAAUCCACCUGUCAUUUACCGCGACAUGAAGGCUGCAAAUGUGUUAUUAGACGAUGAAUUUAAUCCGAAACUCUCCGACUUUGGACUUGCAAAACUAGGACCUGUUGGGGACAACACACAUGUUUCCACAAGGGUGAUGGGGACAUACGGCUAUUGUGCUCCUGAUUAUGCGAUGAGCGGUAAAUUAACUCUUAAAUCCGAUGUCUAUAGCUUUGGGGUACUUCUAUUGGAGCUUAUCACCGGACGACAUGUUUAUGAUUCUUCGAAAUCUGCUUUUGAACAAAAACUACUGACGUGGGCAAGACCUUUCCUCAGCGACAGAAGGAAAUUCCACCGGUUGGCUGAUCCCUUGCUCCAAGGCUGCUAUCCGCCGCGAUCCUUCCAUCAAUUGGUGGUGAUCACCACAAUGUGUCUUCAAGAGCAGCCGCACGUUCGACCUAUAAUUGCUGAUGUGGUCGUCGCUCUCAAUCAUGUCGCGUCUCAACCAUACAUAUUCGAGUCUGUGUCCACGAGGACUAGCUCCCCGCCACCACCAUCAUCGCCUUCGCCUUCAGUUACGCCAUCGAGAGAUCGCAAUGGCAGAAGAGGCUUAGGGUUCAGGCAUGUAUAGCAGAGUCAUGAGCUACUGGGCUAUCCACACAACAUUGCGCGAACACCAAAAACAUUUUGUUGGGCAUGGUCCUCACCUCACACAGAAUGAGUGUUCGGUCACUGUUUCACACCGAUAAUAAGAUCAUCGUGUAUCUAGUAGCUAGUCUUUGUAUUGGACAAGUAGUUAAAGCAAGAUGGGCAUUGCUUCGCUACCAUUGCUUCUGUUCGAUUCAGGGUUUUGUAGCAAAUUCUAUCUCAAUAAAUAUAUUCGAGUGGUUUCUUGCUU